Molecule: messenger RNA, 1591 nt
Organism: Capsaspora owczarzaki ATCC 30864
Lineage: Eukaryota; Filasterea; Ministeriida; Capsasporidae
Product: ubiquitin family protein
Exons: 7
Coding region: 32-1591 (519 amino acids)
Biological process (GO): ubiquitin-dependent protein catabolic process
Cellular component (GO): cytosol
Molecular function (GO): polyubiquitin modification-dependent protein binding
Source: RefSeq, a predicted model, not a curated record
CAAAUUUUUUGAUUCAGUACAACAACUCACAAUGUCAGGCCCAGUCACUGUGACGAUCAAGGCGUCGACUGGCUCUAAAAUCACCGUGACGGUGGACGAUCCAGCAACACACACCAUCCUCAAGGUCAAGCAGGAGGUCGCCCCGCAGGUCUCGCUCGAGCCCAGCCAAAUCCGCCUGAUUUACUCUGGCCGGAUUCUCAAGGACGAGGACACGGUUGCAUCCUAUGGUAUCAAGGACGGCCACUCCAUUCACCUCGUCAAGAGCGCGGCUCCGGCUGCGGCUGGUGGUGCUGCUCCAUCAUCGCCGGCUGGCGCGGCGGCUCCUGCUGCGGCUCCGGCGCCGACAACCCCGGCCACGCCAGCAUCCAACGCGCAGCCCGCUGCUACUGCAGGCGCUCGCCAGCCCUCGGCUGCGGCAGCCAAUGCAAUCAAUGCUGGCAUCUUUGGCCUCGGUGGCGCGGGUGCGCUUGGUGGGGUCGGCGGCAUGGGGCUGGGCAAUGGCGGUGCGUUCGACGGCAUGCACCAACAAAUGCAGGAAAUGAUGGCCAACAACCCCGAGAUGAUGCGCAACAUGAUUAACUCGCCACAAGUCCAGGCAAUGAUGAACAACCCCGAGCUCAUGCGAACCAUGAUGAUGGCCAACCCGCAAGUUCGUGACCUUAUUGAACGCAACCCCGAGCUCGGCCACAUGCUGAACGACCCGUCCGUGAUGCGGCAGUCCAUGGACAUGAUGCGCAACCCAGCAGCAAUGCAAGAGAUGAUGCGAAACAGCGAUCGCGCAAUGAACAACAUUGAGGCAAUGCCCGGCGGCUUUGAUGCUCUCCGGAGAAUGUACGCGCAGUACCAGGAGCCCAUGCAGGAAGCUCUUGGUGAACAACAAAAUCAAACACAAACGCCACAACCCGCCAUCCCCGCAACGAAUCCCGAUGGCACACCGGCGCCGUUGCCAAACCCGUGGAACACGCAACCGACAGCGAAUGCCGGCGCUCGUGGCCGGAUUCCAAAUCCUGCCAUGAUGGGUGCCAAUCCCUUCGGCGACCUUGGCGGCUUGGCUGGACUUGGCGGCGCUGGCGGCCAAGACAUGAUGCUGGCAAUGCUGCAAGACCCCCAGGUCCAGGCGAGCCUACAAGCAACGAUGGCUGAUCCCAACUUUAUUGCAACCAUGACGCAAAACAACCCGCUGCUCCAAAACAACCCGCAAAUGCAGGCCAUGCUGGCCAAUCCUGAAACGCUGCGACGAAUGACAGAUCCCAACACCCUUCGUGCAAUGAUUCAGAUGCAGCAAGCGAUGGGCCAAUUGGCUCAAGUAGGGUUGCUCCCCAACAUGAACGAGAUGGGUGGUCUUGGCGGGCUUGGCGGACUCGGCGGCGGCGGCUUUGGUGGCUUUGGCGACUUUGGCCUGGGCAAUGCUGGCGGUGCGCCGACGGGUGGGGCAACUACGACUCCAGCACAGCCCCCGGCUGAGCGUUUCCGGGUGCAGCUUCAGCAACUCCAAGACAUGGGCUUUUACGACGAGGAGACGAACAUUCGAGCACUCACAUUGUCUCAGGGCAACGUCAACGCUGCUAUUGAGCGCCUGCUGAACCAGUAA